GUGUGUCCUUAGCCCUCGCCUGUCGCGGUCUACUCCGUCUAUUGUAAAAAUUUUGCGCAGCGAAUUUUUAAAUACUUAUCAAUGUUUAAUUAUCAAGUUGACUACGCUAAAUCGGCGAGAUCAAAAUGUAAAGUAUGCAAAGAUAAUAUUACCCAAGGUGAAUUACGUAUCGGAAUUCUAAUAAAGGUAAGAAAAAAUGAGGCAUGGACACGGAUAGGUAUAAGCCGUAGCCAAAAAUAUUAUUUUGUAAUAAACACGUGACUAAUUUGAGUAAAUAAUAUACUUUCAUUUGAGUAAGUUAGAUUCAGGAUCUAGAUAAGAGUCGUAAGACGUAAGGAACCGACACCCACCAUAAACAGCACGAAGUUAAAACUCGUUUAACAGAAAAAGUCCGCAGAGAGGCGCUAGUUUCUACAUGAUUUAGUUUUUUUUCCUUAAUAGACUUUAGAGUUUAGGUCUUAAAAAUCUAUCGGCCAUUUUUCGUGAGUUUGAUUAUAAUUGAUCGAUAUCAAUUAUGAAAGAUAUGAUAGAUAUGAAUUAUAAAUACAUUCAAGUAUUAAUGGAUAAAUAGCUGUUUUAGUACAAUAGUAUCUACGACCUUAAAUUUAGGGGGCAAACCCCCAAGUUGCAAUCACUGGUUAUGCGUACUGCACAAUGCUCAAUGGGUAUGCAUACUUAGUUAACUUUAAUGUUUACAUUUUACAACUGCAUAUAUAAAUGUUUAUGAUAGGUUAGGCAUGCCGCUAAGUAGUUUGAGCCAUCGUUAUGUUCCAUUAUUUUAAAUAUAUUUUUUUUUAGCCACGAGAAUCUUAUAUUAUAACAUUAUGGUGCCAUGAAAGAUGUUUCUUUAGGAAUGGAAAGCGUUUAUUAACAAUGCAAAAAUUUAAAGAUUAUAACAAACUUAAAUAUGAUGACCAACUGAGAAUAAAAGAAAAUCUAGUUGAUCCAUCAGAAUCUUUUCUUGCUCCUGUUUUUGACAUGUUAGGCCUGGUACUUAAUGAAAGAGAUAAAGCCAUUCUCUCUGAAUAUGGUGUAGAAGAGAGUAACAAUUUUAGAGCCCUGUGCAGAAUCUGCAAACUUAAAAUUGUAAAGAAAGAGUUGCGGAUUUAUAAAAUUCAAUAUGAGGAAAAACAUGGUGAAAUUAAUCAUAUCUAUCAUUUGCAAUGUUUUUCAAAUAACAGGAAUGAAUUCAAUUUUCCAGUUUAUUUAAGUGGUGAAUUUUUGCCUGGCUUUGACAUUUUAACAAAUAUAAAUCAAGAAAUUGUCAAAAGUUAUAUUAGGCAAGAUUACAUAGGCGCACCUCAUACAGAGUUUGGACCGUCCUCAUCGAAGUGUACCGAGUUUGGUGAGCAAAUUAAACAUGAAGAUGAACAAAUUAAAGAAAAUAUAGAAGAAAAGACUGCCAUUGAUGUAAACGAGAUUAAGACUGAAACAUUGUUUCAAUUAGAAAGUGAGUCUGUGAGGGUACAAAGCGACCUGUUUCACAAAUACAAAUCUUGUUUGAGAACUUUAUCGAAAAAAGAUUUAAAGAUCAUAUGUAAACGGAAUAACCUUUACAUGUUUAAAGGAACAGAAGAGCCUCUAGAUCUGUUAGCGGACUGCAUGGUCUUCGGAGCUCUACAACCGUGCCCCAAAUGUAACGGACAACUUAAGUUAACUACGUUCCGCUAUGAAUGUUCAGGUUUCAUUAGUGAAUACUGUCGGUGCACAUAUACGACAAAAUCCCCGCAGAGGGUUUUUCUGACUGUACCCGACGAGUUAAAGCAUUACUCUGCUCUCAAAAAUUACCAACCCAAUAUCGGCGUAAGGAUCUUUACCGAUGAACCUUCGGACGACUUCCAACCUUCCCCUGCGAAACGAAUUAAAAUAGAGGUGACGGAGACGCCGCUCAAGAACGUUCUGUUUUAUAUUCACAUCUCCAAUAAAGAAGACAGAGCGACGGUAAAAGGUCGCGUGUUAAAGUUGGGCGGGUGCAUCGCCCCCAAACUGGUUGAGACCGUGGCGGCCGUCAUCGCCGCUAAAGAGGAUUAUCAAAAAAAAACUACCCUCACCAAGAAAAUGAAGUUGGACGGCUAUCACAUAGUGCAAGUGACGUUUCUCGAUGAAGUAGAAUCACUAAAGAAUUCUCUCUCCGUCCUCGAGUCUAUCAAGCUUAUAGAAGAGAAUAACAUUUCCGAGUUCGCUUUAGAUAUCUACUCGCGUGUGCCCAGACAGGUCUUAGAAGGAGAGCCGGUUCGAGUCUCCGGAGGUGUUUACAUUCUUAAGUCGGAUCAACCUCAUAUAUCCACCCUGAAAGUCAAAGAUGGCAUCCCGUUGGUGAUGGGAACCGGCAUGGAGCGUUGGUCCCACGUGUAUCGCGAGAAUGGCGAGCCGUACUCGGCCACGCUGAACCGCGUCUACAUCGACGCCAGUCACGGAGCCAACACGAGCUACACUAUGCAGCUCUUGGUCGCCGAUACUAAGAAAAAAUAUUGCGUGGUGACCACCUGCGGACCAACAGGCUCCGAACCGAAGCUCUAUAAGAAAAAAUUUUAUGAUUUGGGAAAGGCGAAAGCUUCCUUCAAGGAAGUGUUUAAAAAUAAAACUGGGAACAGCUGGAACCAGAGACCCAAUUUUCAAAAGAAAUGUGGCAAGUUUGAUCUGAUUAAAAUGGCCGAUUUGUCCGAAAGAGAGCCCGAGCAGCUGUGCCUCGUUUGGAAAAGCGAACAUCCGCGCGCCGUGCAAGAGUUGGUGAUAUUGCUGUUCGACAUUAACAUCAUGAACAAGACUAUCGCCGACAUGGACAUCGACACCGACAAAAUGCCGUUGGGUGUUCCGUCGCAGGAGCAGAUCUCAUCCGGCUUCCGCAUAUUGGGCGCUCUGUACGACGUCGUUAGCGAAGGGCGGGAAGAAUAUAUGAGGAUAGAAGAAUUGUCCACUAGAUUUUAUACCAAAAUACCGCACAAAGGCAACUUCAAGGAGUUGCUAUUACUCGAUAAUAUGGAUUUGAUUAAGUCGAAGAUGCACAUGCUCGACGAUCUUUCUAAGACCCACGUUUCUUAUAAAAUAUUGUACGAAGAGAUGGAUGUAAAAAUUGACCUCGUGGCAGAUAAUUACUUGAAGCUGAAGACCGAAAUUGUGCCUCUGGAUUCGGAUUCCCUGGAAUACGGCACGAUCAUAAAGUACUUGACGAACACUCAGUCCUCGAACCAUAACUUUAAAAUAAAGGUCGACCAGGUGAGAUCGCUACGGUCUGCGAAUCGAUUCUAA
Molecule: messenger RNA, 3249 nt
Organism: Pieris napi
Lineage: Eukaryota; Metazoa; Arthropoda; Insecta; Lepidoptera; Pieridae
Product: poly [ADP-ribose] polymerase-like
Exons: 15
Coding region: 874-3249 (791 amino acids)
Molecular function (GO): DNA binding; NAD+ poly-ADP-ribosyltransferase activity; zinc ion binding
Source: RefSeq, a predicted model, not a curated record